AUGACCAUUAUUUCUUUAAGAGGAUUGUGCUUCUGUUGGAGGAUUAUUGCUGCUGUCAUAUCGCCAUAUGAUCUAAAGUCUGAUUUGCAUUCAGAGUUAUUCACUCAAAUGAAGUUUUACCAUACAAUUAUUUUUACUUUUUCUUUUUCGAUUUCUUCAUUGAAAAUCAUUCUUUUACUCUUCACCUUCUUUCAUUGCUUCCACUUUACUCCUCAUUCACUUCUUUCUUUUUUUUCUUACCCACGUCAUCUCUCGAUUCUUUCUUUCGUCUCAAAAAACCUCCUCUCUCACUACCCAUCUAUCUAUCUAUCUAUCUAUCUAUCUAUCUAUCUAUUUUAUCAGGCCUCGAUCAUCGCACCAGGGCCUCGACCCUUGCACCAUGGGCUUGACCCUCACACCAUGUCCUCGACCCUCGCACCAUGGCCUCGACCCUCACACCAGGGCCUCAACCCCACACCCAUGGCCAUGACCCUCACACCAGGGCCUCGACCCUCGACCCUCGCACCAGGGCCUCUACCCUCGCACCAUGGCCUCGACUCUCACACCAUGGCCUCGACCCUCACACCAUGGCCGCGACCCUCACACCAGGGCCUCGACCCUCGACCCUCGCACCAGGGCCUCUACCCUCGCACCAUGGCCUCGACUCUCACACCAUGGCCUCGACCCUCGCACCAUGUCCUCGACUCUCACACCAUGGCCUCGACCCUCACAGAGUCGCAAGAAGAGAAGUGGGUAUUGCAGUGCAUCGUUGGACCGGUGCGUUUCACUGAUUCUUCGGAGCCCACUGCCGCGCGAUUCGAUAACAAUGUCACGUCUGUUGUGCUGAUCAUCGCUGACAAUGAGGGAAACUUGCGGGAGCAUUGUAACGAUGUUCAUGCUCUCCCUGAGGCCGUUUGUCAGCAUCAAUUACAAUAA
Molecule: messenger RNA, 915 nt
Organism: Acanthosepion pharaonis
Lineage: Eukaryota; Metazoa; Mollusca; Cephalopoda; Sepiida; Sepiidae
Source: the annotation of a GenBank genome assembly